Hypanus sabinus (Atlantic stingray) is the source of this 3255-nucleotide messenger RNA. RefSeq names its product basic salivary proline-rich protein 2-like. The record is from RefSeq and is a predicted model, not a curated record. Lineage: Eukaryota; Metazoa; Chordata; Chondrichthyes; Myliobatiformes; Dasyatidae. The coding region runs from base 1360 to 2478 and encodes 372 amino acids. The transcript is spliced from 2 exons.
CCCCCCGUCACCAUUCCCCAUUCCUUUUUCUCAAUCACCUUAUCUCCCCCUUUCUUCCAUGGCCUCUGCCCUCUCCUGUCAGAUUCCUUUUCUCCAGACCUGUAUGACUCACCAAUCGACUUCCCAGCUCUUUACUUCAAUCCCCCACCCCCCGUUUCACCUGUCUCCUUGUGGUUUUUCACCCCCCCCCCCCAACUACUCGUCUUUUUUUGCCAAUUACCUUUCCAGCUCUCAGCUUCACCCCACCCCCCUCUGGUCUUCUGUCAUUUCGCAUUUCCCUCUCCCCCUCCUACUUUCAAAUCUCUUACUAUCUUUCAUUUCAGUCAGUCCUGACAAAGGGUCUCGGCCCGAAAUGUCGACAGCGCUUCUCCCUAUAGAUGCUGCCUGGCCUGCUGUGUUACACCAGCAUUUUGUGUGUGUUGCUCGGAUCUCAGUAUCAAAUAACAAUUACAGCACGGGAACAGGCCAUCUCAGCCCUUCUAGUCUGUGCUGAACACUUACUCUCACCUAGUCCCACUGACCCGCACUCAGCCCAUAACCUUCCAUUCCUUUCCUGGCCAUAUACCUAUCCAAUUUUAAGUGACAAUACCGAACCUGCCUCUACCACUUCUACUGGAAGCUCAUUCCACACAGCUACCACUCUCUGAGUAAAGAUAUUCCCUCUCAUGUUACCCUUAAACUUCUGCCCCCAACUCUCAAAUUGUCUUCUUAUUGGUAUUUCCCCUACUCUCAAUGGAAAAAGCCUAUCCACGUUAACUCUCUAUCCCCCUUAUAAUUCUAAAUACCUUUAUCAAGUCCCCCUUCAACCUUCUACGCUCCAAAGAAUAAAGACCUAACUUGUUCAACCUUUCUCUGUAACUUAGGUGCUGAAACCCAGGUAAGAUUACAGUAGCAUUAGCUUCAACAUUCUAGUAAAUCUCCUCUGUACUCUCUCUAAUUUAUUGACAUCUUUCCUAUAAUUCGGUGACCAGAACUGUACACAAUAUUAUAAAUCUGGCGUCACCAAUGCCCACAGAUUUUCUCCUAUUUGCAGUUUUCAAAGGAGAGCUCGGCAGUAUCACCGACUCCACUCACGGGGGCAGCACUGAGCUGAUCUGCGACGCUGCUGCAGUCCCCAGAGAGGAGGCCGAGCGAGCUCCCCCAGAAUGAAGUUUAUUCUGGUAUGGAAACAACAGAAAGUCUUACAAAGAGUAGUAGGUGUGGCCCAAUCCAUCGGGUACAGCCCUUCCCACCACUGAGCGCUGUCGCAGGAAAGCAUCAAGGACCCCCAGCACCCAGGACAAGCUCUCUUCUCACUGCUGUCUUCAGGAAGGAAGUGCAGGAGCCUCAGGAACCACUCCACCAGGUUCAGGAACAGUCAUGACCCCUCAACCAUCAGGAAGGAGGUACAGGAGCCUCAGGACCCACUCCACCAGGUUCAGGAACAGUCAUUACCCCUCAACCAUCAGGAAGGAGGUACAGGAGCCUCAGGACCCACUCCACCAGGUUCAGGAGCAGUCAUUACCCCUCAACCAUCAGGAAGGAGGUGCAGGAGCCUCAGGAACCACUCCACCAGGUUCAGGAACAGUCAUUACCCCUCAACCAUCAGGAAGGAGGUACAGGAGCCUCAGGGCCCACUCCACCAGGUCAUUACCCCUCAACCAUCAGGAAGGAGGUACAGGAGCCUCAGAACCCACUCCACCAGGUCAUUACCCCUCAACCAUCAGGAAGGAGGUACAGGAGCCUCAGGACCCACUCCACCAGGUCAUUACCCCUCAACCAUCAGGAAGGAGGUGCAGGAGCCUCAGGAACCACUCCACCAGGUUCAGGAACAGUCAUGACCCCUCAACCAUCAGGAAGGAGGUACAGGAGCCUCAGGAACCACUCCACCAGGUUCAGGAACAGUCAUUACCCCUCAAUCAUCAGGAAGGAGGUACAGGAGCCUCAGGAACCAUUCCACCAGGUUCAGGAACAGUCAUUACCCCUCAACCAUCAGGAAGGAGGUACAGGAGCCUCAGGGCCCACUCCACCAGGUCAUUACCCCUCAACCAUCAGGAAGGAGGUACAGGAGCCUCAGGACCCACUCCACCAGGUCAUUACCCCUCAACCAUCAGGAAGGAGGUACAGGAGCCUCAGGACCCACUCCACCAGGUCAUUACCCCUCAACCAUCAGGAAGGAGGUACAGGAGCCUCAGGACCCACUCCACCAGGUCAUUACCCCUCAACCAUCAGGAAGGAGGUACAGGAGCCUCAGAACCCACUCCACCAGGUCAUUACCCCUCAACCAUCAGGAAGGAGGUACAGGAGCCUCAGGACCCACUCCACCAGGUCAUUACCCCUCAACCAUCAGGAAGGAGGUACAGGAGCCUCAGGACCCACUCCACCAGGUUAUUACCCCCAACCAUCAGGAAGGAGGUACAGGAGCCUCAGGGCCCACUCCACCAGGUCAUUACCCCUCAACCAUCAGGAAGGAGGUACAGGAGCCUCAGGGCCCACUGAACUAGGUUCAGGAACAGUCAUUACCCCUCAACCAUCAGGAAGAAGGUGCAGGAGCCUCAGGGCCCACUCCACCAGGUCAUUACCCCUCAACCAUCAGGAAGGAGGUACAGGAGCCUCAGGACCCACUCCACCAGGUCAUUACCCCCCAACCAUCAGGAAGGAGGUACAGGAGCCUCAGGGCCCACUCCACCAGGUCAUUACCCCUCAACCAUCAGGAAGGAGGUGCAGGAGCCUCAGGACCCACUCCACCAGGUUCAGGAACAGUCAUUACCCCCAACCAUCAGGAAGGAGGUACAGGAGCCUCAGGGCCCACUCCACCAGGUUAUUACCCCCAACCAUCAGGAAGGAGGUACAGGAGCCUCAGGGCCCACUCCACCAGGUCAUUACCCCUCAACCAUCAGGAAGGAGGUACAGGAGCCUCAGGGCCCACUGAACUAGGUUCAGGAACAGUCAUUACCCCUCAACCAUCAGGCUCUUCAUUCCACUUCACUCACCCCAACGCUGAACUGUCUCCACAACCUAUGGACACACUUUCAAAGACUCUUCAUCUCAUGUUCUCGAUGUUUAUUGCUCAUUUUUAAAAAAUUGUUCUUUUAUCUUUUGUUUGCACAGUUUGUUGUCUUUUGUACACUGGUUGAACGCCCAAAUUGGUGCAAACUUUCAUGGAUUAUUAUUAUUCAUUGUGGAUGUAUUGAAGAUGUCCACAAGAAAAUGAUUCGCGGGUUUGUAUCUGGUGACAUGUAUGUACUUUGAUAAUAAAUUUUCUUCAACUUUGAA